Messenger RNA from Oryza sativa Japonica Group (Japanese rice), 3155 nucleotides. RefSeq names its product protein LATERAL ORGAN BOUNDARIES. The record is from RefSeq and is a predicted model, not a curated record. NCBI's taxonomy places the organism in Eukaryota, Viridiplantae, Streptophyta, Magnoliopsida, Poales, Poaceae.
UUACCUGCAUUGUGUAUAGAUCAAUAUCCCACAGUAUGCUAUUUACUUUGUUCUCAAGAGAUUACAUUUUAUUAUAUGUUCUUGGAAUAUGCAUGCUUCUAUGUGCUUACAUUUAAUAUAGUACUGCAGGCCUACCAUGGAGCUCUUGCAUUUUCUACUCGGAAUCUGCAGACUCGUCUGCACUUCGUUUGAAAUUAAUUUCCGUUGUUUCCCAAUGCAGCUUUGAUCACCAAUGCUUCGUAGUCCAGCUGAUUGUUUUGGCGAGAUGAUUAGAGAUCAAGACCCACCUAAGGUUGUUAUGGGUUAUAUUUGAGGCUUGGUAUUUGCCAAGAUCUCCCUUGUUGGUGGUUAGUGCCUACAUCUUUCAGGUAAAUGUCUCGGAUGUGACCUGGUUUCUUCUUCUAAAAGUGAAGAGGAACAGGGAAUGGAGCUCGUUUGCCACGGUAUGAAUUGUUCAUUGGAAAAAAGGGAAAAAAUUCAAGUGCUUACCGGCAAUAUGGACAACUGACAAAUAAGAAGAUCAACAGUUUGACUACAGCCUUAAGACACAUAAAGAUGUGGUGGGCUCAAUGUCACCCAAAAUAUCUGUUGAAGCAGAUUAUUGAUUAGCUCUGGCUCACACUGGCCAGAAUCCAGAUGCAGCCAACUUAGGCUGUUCUAUCGUCAAGAUGGCAUCAGAUGAUCAUGUCAUGGGAUGAUCAGCUAUUCCCAACCAAACCAAAGCAUCUCCACAACUGUGUUUCGACAAUCAACGUGCGGCCCUGCAGGCGCAGGUGUAGCUAGCUAGCUCGCCGGAAAUGGCAUCCUCGUCGAGCACCAGCAACUCCGCCAUCUCCUCGGUGGUCGCGUCGGCGGUGGCCACGACGACGCCGGGCGCCGGAUCGCCGUGCGCGGCGUGCAAGUUCCUGCGGCGGAAGUGCCUGCCGGGCUGCGUGUUCGCUCCUUACUUCCCGCCGGAGGAGCCGCAGAAGUUCGCCAACGUCCACAAGGUGUUCGGCGCCAGUAACGUCACCAAGCUCCUCAACGAGCUGCUGCCGCACCAGCGGGAGGACGCCGUGAGCUCGCUCGCGUACGAGGCCGAGGCCCGCGUCAAGGACCCCGUCUACGGCUGCGUCGGCGCCAUCUCCGUCCUCCAGCGCCAGGUCCACCGCCUCCAGAAGGAGCUCGACACCGCGCACGCCGAGCUCCUCCGCUACGCCUGCGGCGAGGUCGGCAUCCCCACCGCGCUCCCCGUCACCGCCGCCCCGAGGCUCGCCGCGGCAAUGCCGGCACCAGGCCAGCUCGCCGCCGCCGUCAGUGCCGGGAUGUACGGCGGCGGCCGGAGGCUCGGGGUCAUCGACGGCGGCGGGAUAGCGCCGCCUUCCCCCCACACGGCCGGGUGCUACUACGCCCGCAACAACAACGCCGGGAGCAUCGGCGCUGACGUGGCGCCCGUCCUACCUUACGCUUCCGUGGCUAAUUGGACAGUGAACGCCAUUAGCACCACCACCACCAACUCAGGAUCAGAGAGCAUUGGGAUGGAUCACAAGGAAGGAGGAGACAGCAGCAUGUGAAUUGAAGCGCGGCAAAUAAUGUGGAGAUCUGCGCUUUGGCCUUGAUGAGAGAGGAUCGGAGAGGCUUCAGGAAGAUGGCAGCCCAUUCAUCCCAGGUUAAUUAAGAGUUAAGAAGCAACCUAUCUAUCUAUCUAUAUAUAGCCAGCAUGAAUUAUAUAUAUCAUCUCCCCGUCCCUUUUUGCAUGUUGUGCAAAACCAUACUUUGGAGUUCUAUAUGUAAUCGAAUCGAGAUCUUGAUCUCUCGUCUUUUCAUGAUUAAUUCGCGUUUUUCGCAGGAUCCAUCAGUCAUUAGUACGUAGCAUGCUUUGUGAUCAGAAAAUAACCACCUUUAGGCCGAUUAAACAAUGCACCGAACACAUCUAUCGAUAGGUGAAAAGAUCCUGCGGCUUGCAUGCAUGCAUGAGUACCAAGCUAGCUAACUUGGUUGGGCUAAUUAAAGGCUACAUGAUCUGCAUCUUAUAUCAUAUGUCAUAGGCACCAGUGGCCUAUAUGUUUGCAUAUAUGCUCCAGAUAUACACCAUCUUGAGAUGCUUAAUAGUCUUGGGGGAAAGAUUAAAACAGUUGUUUAUUGAGAGCAUCACAUCGUUUGGUUUGAAGACAUUCUUCGCUUCUAUAUAUGUUAUAGUAAACUGUAAAGGUAGGAAAAAAGCAGUAUUCCCGUCACUAUUCUUAUAGGCCCCAUCUUUUUAUGGAUCUCACUGUGGUGCAUUGUACAUGUAUCAUGUAUUUAUUCUAUCAUCUAGAAUUCUCCUCUUUGGAAUUAAUUGCCUUUUUCACUCCCUUGAAGACUUAGUUUGGUUAAUUAGCUAUUACUCUAUAUCCCCACCAAAAAAAAUAUAUUACUACUAUAUUCUUAUGUGUGCUUGCCUGCUUAUAUAUAUAUUUGUCAUCUUUUUGUGGUCAAUUUACUGAAUUGUUGUUCAUAGGUAUUGAAUUUUACUCUUAUUGCCUUUCUGUUUUCUUCCUAACCAUCCCCAGUUGGAAUUCCUGGCUGUACAUGAUGCUGUCGUUGAUCUGUUUUGACCACUUGAAUCUACUCUCGAAUUUACCUCUAUUAUUGCAACACCGAAGCUAAGUUUCAAACUUCCUGUUCUCUUUCACAAAAAAAUUGAAACAUCUCAUGGGACGACCUCUCUAUCUUGUAUUUGAACAAAGUGGAGCUCCAUUUGGAAAAAGAAGGUAUAUAUUUUUCCCUUGUUCCAAUCUCUGAACAAUUUCCCUUGAAAUUGUUGCAUUUGUUCCAAAUUUUACUGAAAACUAUGUCCUUUCUUGAUAUGUCAUCAAAAUUUUGUUGCCAUUAAUUUUUGUUUUGAAAGAUAUUCUUUUGCUGUGACAUGAUCUUUCAUUAAACUGCAUCGCACCACAAUCUCAGCUAGAGACUUUUUUUAGUAAGAUGGAAAAUUUAGGGAGACAGGUGUGGAUUCCAUCGUACGUUAAUUGGACCUCAAGUCUCCAGCAUUUUUUUACUUACUUUUAAAAGAUUAAAUAUCAGAAAAUCUCAUAUUUUGUAGGCAAAGUUUAAGAAACCACGGGUAUUAUCCCCAAGUAAGAUUUCUCAAAACUCUACCGCUGUGUGUUGAGCUUAUAUUUACUUAAAAUUUU